Chenopodium quinoa (quinoa) is the source of this 1165-nucleotide messenger RNA. RefSeq names its product wall-associated receptor kinase-like 1. Gene Ontology annotation, cellular component: plasma membrane. NCBI's taxonomy places the organism in Eukaryota, Viridiplantae, Streptophyta, Magnoliopsida, Caryophyllales, Amaranthaceae. Gene Ontology annotation, biological process: cell surface receptor signaling pathway; protein phosphorylation. The record is from RefSeq and is a predicted model, not a curated record. The transcript has a single exon. Bases 1 to 1140 code for a protein of 379 amino acids. Gene Ontology annotation, molecular function: ATP binding; protein serine/threonine kinase activity.
AUGAAUAAUGCAGCUGUAGGUUCAUUAAUUUUGGCAUGUUGCUGUGUUGCACAAUGUUGGUGGCGUAAAACAAAAGAUAGAAGAAAGGAGAUAAAGCUUAGAAAGAAAUACUUCAAGGGUAAAUUAAAAGAACAAAAUUUCAAUCAAGAAGAAGCUGAGAAAACUAGACUCUUCACAGAAAAACAAUUAAAGGAUGCAACAGACAAUUUCGAUGAAGAUCGUACAAUUGGUAAAGGGGGGCAAGGCACGAUGUACAAAGGAAUGCUAAGCGAUGGAAAACUUGUUGCUGUUAAAAGAUCGAGUUCAUUGGAUGAAACUCAAUGGAAAGAGUUCAUAAAUGAGGUGAUAAUUCUUUCACAUGUCAACCACAGAAAUGUAGUAAAGUUGCUUGGAUGCUGCUUAGAAACAAAAACUCUACAUUUAGUGUACGAGUUUAUUCCCAAUGGCACUCUUUCGGAUCUCCUUCAUAGUCCUAACAAAGAGUUUCGAGUUACUUGGGAUAUUCGACUAAGAAUUGCAUCUGAAGUUGCCGGGGCUAUUGCUUAUCUACAUUCGUCGUCUUCAGCUCCUAUCUACCACAGAGACAUAAAAUCAAGUAAUAUACUUUUGGAUCAUAAGUAUGUGGCUAAGGUUUGUGAUUUUGGAAUUUCGAGAUCAACUAGUAUUGACCAGACUCACGUAACGACUUGUGUAAGAGGGACAUUUGGUUAUCUCGAUCCUGAAUAUUUCUUGUCAAACCAAUAUUCAGAAAAGAGUGAUGUUUAUAGUUUUGGUGUAGUUCUUGUUGAAAUUUUAACGGGACAAAAGCCAAUGCGUGUAACUUUAGAUGAUGCAACAAGUUUGGUGAUGCAAUUUAUAAAUUUAACUGAUGAUUCUGCUAUAUAUGAGAUGCUGGAUCCUAUAAUUUUAGCAAGUAACCAUAUGACUGACGACAUAAUGGUAGUUGUGAAUCUUGCAAAGCGUUGUCUGCACCCCGAAGGAGUUGGAAGGCCAACGAUGAUGCAAAUUGCCAUGGAACUAGCGUGUUUGAGCAAAAAGACACAUGUUAAAGUAGCUGCUUCAUCAGAAGAAAACAUAUCAGAUCCAAGUAAUGACUUCAUUUUUCCAGAAAACCACAUAGACGAAACGUAUUCCUUUUGAAUCCAUUCUGUUUCCUAUACUAACU